CCUGCCUCGCCGGGUUUUGCCUCCCAAACUUCAUCCCUAACCCCCUCCUCCCCUCCCCCCCGUCCCCCGCCCGCUCCCCCGGUCCCGGGAGGAGCCGCCAGCCAAGAUGUCCCGGUCCAACCGGCAGAAGGAAUACAAAUGCGGGGACCUGGUCUUCGCCAAGAUGAAGGGUUACCCGCACUGGCCUGCCCGGAUUGAUGAGAUGCCAGAAGCUGCAGUCAAAUCCUCCUCCAAUAAAUACCAAGUCUUCUUCUUCGGGACCCAUGAAACGGCAUUCCUGGGGCCCAAAGACCUCUUCCCCUACGAGGAGUGCAAGGAGAAGUUUGGAAAACCCAACAAGCGGAAAGGGUUCAGCGAAGGUUUGUGGGAGAUUGAGAACAACCCCACAGUCAAAGCCUCCGGUUACCAGCCCACCCAGAAGAAGAGCUGCCCCGAGGCGGCCGAGCGGGAGCCGGAGGGAGAUGGGGAGAAGAAGAGCAACGCGGAGGGCAGCAGCGAUGAGGAGGGGAAGCUGGUGAUCGACGAGCAGUCCAAGGAGAAGAACGAGAAAGCCGGGAUCAAGAGGAAAGCGGAAGAUGCUUUGGAGGACUCCCCGAAACACCCCAAGGAUGCGGAGGGGCAGGAAGGGGACAAGAAGGUGGACAACGAAGAAGCCCCCAAGGAGGAGCCCAAAGCCAACCCGGGCGAUGGGGAGAAGAACAGUGACACCGCCGACGCACCAGACACCAACGAAGCCAAGCAGGAGAGCAAGGAGGAGGUCAGAGAUCACAAGGAGAGCCUGUAGUGGCUUCCCCGGCGAGCUGAACCUUCCCUGCCGGGUCCUGGGUGCUGCCCCGCGUCGCCCACGCCGGCUCGUCGUGUCCGGAGCUCCGGACGAGAGAAACCACCCCAAAAUUAAAUUUCAAAAGGAAAAAAAAAAGAAAAAAACUACAAAAAAAAAAAGAGAGGAAUGCAGAGCAGCCCGGUACUGACCCCGAGUGCUCCGUGCCUGCCCUGCCACGGGCGCACGCUUUGUAUUAGUGAUUCCUCGGGGCUGAGCAGUUGAUUUGAAAUAAAAGCGAAUCUUGCCUUUUUAAA
Messenger RNA from Hirundo rustica (Barn swallow), 1077 nucleotides. RefSeq names its product heparin binding growth factor (gene HDGF). Gene Ontology annotation, molecular function: double-stranded DNA binding; transcription coregulator activity. Gene Ontology annotation, cellular component: nucleus. The transcript is spliced from 6 exons. Gene Ontology annotation, biological process: regulation of transcription by RNA polymerase II. The record is from RefSeq and is a predicted model, not a curated record. Lineage: Eukaryota; Metazoa; Chordata; Aves; Passeriformes; Hirundinidae. The coding region runs from base 107 to 784 and encodes 225 amino acids.